UCUCGGUACAAACUGACCAAUCAGAACGCGUAGCUGGGUGAAGCGGCGAUUUUGAAAGUUAGACAAAACAGUUUCCGGUUGCUUCGUUCACGGGUUACAGGAUUACACUUGAUAUUGCGUAUGCAACAUACAUACAGUUCUUGUGAAGCUGUACAGGCAACGGGAUGGACGAGGAGGAGAACACCGACCGGAAGUUACAGAUUGCAAUGCUGUGUCAGAAGCUGGAGAAGAUAAAGAGAUACUACAACGACGAUGACACAGACAAUAUUAACCAGAUCAUCAGUUCCAAUUCACCAGACACAUGCCGCACCUUUCUGACAAACCUAGAAAAGAAAGGCAAUCUUCAGUCAGAUCCUACUCUUCUCUCCAAAUUAAUGGAUUGCUACACCCGGGUUUUCUCAAGCAUGCCUCUAGGAAAACACAGCCAGAAUUUAAGCUAUGCACGUAUGCUGGUCAGAUUUGCAGAGCUUAAAGCUAUCCAAGAUGUCAAUGAUGCACGGGAUAGUUUUGACAUAGCAAGAUCUCACUGCAAAGAUUUUGCCUUCGUCCAUAUAGCUUGUGCUCAGUUUGAACUUUUACAAGGAGAUGAAAAGAAAUGUACCUCGAUUCUUCAGAAGGCUAUUGAAAUGGGUGCCAAGCCAUGGGAAACUCUGGAAACUGCAGUGCAGAAUUUCAAACUGGGUAAAGGUCAACUCCUUUCCCAAGAGGAUAAAGAGAAUAUUGCAGUUUCUGAAAAUCUACAAGAACCCAUUAAAAAACCCUUAAUGUCCAGAGGUGACUCUGGGAAGUCUGAUGGAUCAGGUGACAUUCAUCUGGCCAGUGGUUUUUCUCUGGGAACUGAUCAGAGGAACAGUUCACCAGAUGACCAAGUCCCACCCUGGAGGUCUGGCUCACAACUCAAAAGAACAGUUGCCAUGCCUGGGAGGAUUCCCAUGGUACCACUGCCAAUUCCUGAAAAUGAAAACAUUGAUAAUGUUUACAAAUCCGGGGCUCCUGGCUAUAGCAGUAGUUUGUCUAGGCCAACCUAUCGUUCAAAUGCAUCCAUACUUUCAUCUUCAAAGAAGAAUUCUGGAGAUGGAGACUCUUACAGUCUGUUAAAUCUGAAGCCACUUGUUAUUAGUCCAGAGCCACCUGCUGAGGAGGACAUUGGUGAUGUGGAUUCUACCACAGCACUUCUGCAACGACCAGAAAGGAAAGAUACCACUGACUUUAUUAGCCAGAUACUGGUUUCAAACUCUCCCGAGGCCUGCUACUCGUACCUCAGAGACCUGGAGACGAACAGUGACCCUUGCACAGAUGCUGCUUUUCUCUCCAGGCUGUUGGGUUACUACUCUAAAGUGUUCACCAGGUUUCCCCUGGCACAGUAUAGCAAACUUGAAAGCUAUGCACGGAUGCUUGUCAGAUACGCAGAGUUAAAGGGAAUUGAAGAUCCUGGUGAAGCAGAAGAUAAUUUCAACAUUGCCAGAGCCAACAGCAAAGCCUUUGCCUUCGUUCAUAUCGCCCAUGCCCAGUUUGAGCUCUCACAAGGUAAUGGAAAGAAAAGUGCUUCCAUUCUGCAGAAAGCGCUGACAUCAAAUGCAAAACCAGUUGAACUUCUGCAGAUGGCAAUGAAGAAUUUAAAAUCUGGAAAAAUCCAACUUCUGUCUGAAACUAAAGAGAAAUUUGCAGAUUCAGCAGUUGCUUUCAGUGAUGGUGGAAAUAAGGAGGAGGAGAAUCCACUGAGAAUGUCCACUAAAAAAGCACAGCCUAAACCAUACACUAUGGAGAGUUUAUCUGAAUGGAAGGCUCCUGCAAAUGUCAACAGACAGGCUUCUCCAGAGGAAAAUAAGCAUGCUGUAGAUCUUAUUCCUACUCCACGUCCUCUUCAGUCACUCAGAACUCCCUCUGCCUCGGCUGUCUCAGUUUCUUCCAGGAUAAAUCAAAUUAGUUUCUGCCAGACACCAAACCACAAAGACUAUCAUGCAAACAGUUUUGUUACGCCUGUAGUGAAACAGCGACCAGCUAUUGCGUCUGUUUCAUCUCAGAGGGUCGGCCAUAUUCAAUUACCCUGCACCCCACAGAGUCAGAUGUCAUUUUUCCAGCAGACCCAACAAGGUCCUAUGGGUACUAUCUCUAAUGAAUCCAUCACCAUUAAAGGCAGACAGUUCUUCAUUUUAAAGAUGAUCGGCAGAGGUGGUUCCAGUAAGGUGUACCAGGUUCUGGAUGAAAAGAAACAUCUGUAUGCUGUAAAAUAUGUGAACCUCGAGGAAGCAGAUGCCCAGACAGUUGAAAGUUACAAGAAUGAGAUCGAGCACCUGAACCACCUCCAGCAGUACAGUGACCAGAUUAUCAAACUGUAUGACUAUGAGAUCACAGACAGCUACAUCUAUAUGUUAAUGGAGUGUGGAAACCUGGACCUCAACACAUGGCUUCGCAACCGCAAGACUGUCAACUCACUGGAAAGAAAGUUCUACUGGAGGAACAUGCUUGAAGCAGUGCAGACUAUCCAUAAGCAUGGAAUUGUACACAGUGACCUAAAGCCAGCUAAUUUCGUCAUUGUCAAUGCCUCACUGAAGCUCAUUGACUUUGGCAUAGCAAACCACAUUCAGCCAGACAUGACAAGUGUUAUGAAGGACUCGCAGGUGGGGACACUAAACUACAUGCCACCAGAGGCUAUUAAAGACACAUCAUCUAAAGGUGGAAAACCAAGGUCAAAGAUUAGUCCAAAGGGAGAUGUCUGGUCACUUGGAUGUAUACUGUAUUGUAUGACCUAUGGAAAAACCCCUUUCCAAAACAUCACCAACCAAAUCGCCAAGAUCCAUGCUAUUAUUGAUCCAUCCCAUGAGAUUGACUUUCCAGACAUUCCUGAGAAGGAUCUAGUAGACGUACUGAAGCGAUGCUUGGUGCGAAAUCCCAAAGAGCGUAUCUCGAUUGCAGAACUGCUUGAUCACCCAUACUUACAACUGCAACCUCAGAGACUGCCCGAGCCAGUGGAACCAUGCAACAAUGACCUAAAAAGAAUUCUGAAUGAGUUGGCUGCUUUACAAUCCCCAAACAGCAUCGCAAGAGCUGCUAGUAACCUAGCAAAGAUGUGCAACAGCGGGAAGAAGCUGGACGUUUCCGAGUGUGUCCGGAGCUCCAGUCAGACUUUGUGGAAGUGAAUAUGCUGAUGUAGAAGUUGCAUGAAUAGUUCAUAAUGAUAAUUUGACAACACAACACCUAGUGACUUGGAUAUCUUUUAAAAUGAAUAUUUCACAUCAGAUUUAGGUCAUCUGUUGACCUAAAUAAUAAGAACAAUCACUUGAGUGACUUGUAUUAUAUAUCAAGUUUCAGUCCUAUAGUUAUCUACAGUUUGAAUUAUAUUGAAUUCAACUCCCUCUCCUUUUUAACUGCCUCUUGCCAGUGUUUUCUUUGUUAUGUUUAAACUUCUUCCCAAAUAAACUUACCAUUAUGGUAUAGUAAACUAUAAGGGAUAUUUCUGUGGUACUGUAUAAGAUGUAGAGAGUUUUGAUAUGUAUUCAUAAUUUUAGAGGUCAUAGCUGUACAUAAUUUUAACAAAAUAAACAUGUAUCUAAG
Molecule: messenger RNA, 3555 nt
Organism: Tachysurus fulvidraco (yellow catfish)
Lineage: Eukaryota; Metazoa; Chordata; Actinopteri; Siluriformes; Bagridae
Gene: ttk
Product: ttk protein kinase
Exons: 25
Coding region: 165-3140 (991 amino acids)
Biological process (GO): peptidyl-serine phosphorylation; protein localization to kinetochore; mitotic spindle assembly checkpoint signaling
Cellular component (GO): spindle; nucleus; kinetochore
Molecular function (GO): protein binding; protein serine/threonine/tyrosine kinase activity; protein serine/threonine kinase activity
Source: RefSeq, a predicted model, not a curated record